Messenger RNA from Ceraceosorus bombacis, 1573 nucleotides. The record is from the annotation of a GenBank genome assembly. Lineage: Eukaryota; Fungi; Basidiomycota; Exobasidiomycetes; Ceraceosorales; Ceraceosoraceae.
AUGACGCACAGGCCGGCAAACGCAACUGACAAGGAAUAUACGGACUGCGAUGGUGAUGGUAACGUGCCCAGCAGCUGCAAAGAAGAAGCAGCAGCAGAAGCUCAGCCUGAUGCUUUGGAACGAUGCAUCAGCACGCACACCACGCGCACGCUAGGUCCGCCGCCUGACGGAGGCCUUUUAGCAUGGACACAAGUCGUCGGUGCAUUCUUCUUGUUCGUCAACUCGUGGGGCAUUGCCAACACGUAUGGCGUCUAUCAGACGUACUACGAACAGACGCUAUUCAGCGACCAUUCUUCCGAACAAAUCGCAUGGAUCGGUAGUUUGCAAAGCUUUCUGCUGCUCAUCGUCUCUGCUCUUGCUGGUCCAUUGUUCGACAAGGGGUGAGUCGUGCUUCCUCUCUCUCUCUGUGGCCGUGCACCUGCUCAUCCCACCCCCGCCCGCGCUCACACGCUGCCCCACAGCUACUUUCGCUCGCUCGUCACACUCGGCUCUCUGCUCGUCGUGUUCGGCAUGAUGAUGACCAGCCUGUGCACUGCGUACUGGCAAGCCAUCCUAGCACAAGGUUUAGUCGUCGGUGUAGGAGCGGGUUGCUUGUUCGUUCCAGCAGUCAGCAUCGUAGCCACCUACUUUGACAAGAAGAGGGCUCUCGCUGUGGGCAUCGUUACAGCCGGAUCGUCCAUUGGCGGCGUCGUGUAUCCCAUCAUCUUUAUUCGAUUGGUCGACAAGCUGGGUUUCGCUUGGACAACGCGCAUCAUCGCUUUCAUUGCGCUCGCUACGCUCAUCGUGCCUAGCGCCGGCAUGAAGCCGAGAAUCAGAGCGGCGAAAGCUCGACCUUUGCUGUUGCCGCGCGCCUUUCUCGAAGUGCCGUACUCUACCUUUACCCUUGGCCUCUUUACCGGAUUUAUGGCCUUGUGAGUUGGUGCGCGUCGUGGGGUCAGCAGCAUCUUCAGCUCGUGACUCUUCUUCCCGCCCCACACCCGCAGGUAUAUUCCAUUCUUCUUCAUCACACCCUACGCACGCGCUCAGACGGGCGCCAACGCCACUCUGGCAACCUACAUGCUACCCAUUCUCAAUGGCGCAUCCACAUUUGGACGCGUGCUGGGCGGCUCGGUAGCUGGCCGCAUCGGUCCCCUCAACACGCUCAUACCUUGCACUCUAGCAGCAGCAAUAUUGGCAUUCGCAUGGAUCGGCAUUCACAACGUCCCAGGCAUCAUCGUCUUUUCCGUACUGUAUGGCUUCUUCUCCGGCACUUUUGUCAGCUUGCCCCCCUCCACCAUGGCUGCGCUCAGCUCCGACUUGUCACAGAUCGGAACGAGGAUGGGGCAGAGCUUCUUUGUUGCUGGCUUGGGUGUGCUGAUCGGCACACCGGUAGCGGGUGUGCUUAUCAAGGUGGGUGGGUGGACGGCAGCGCAACGCCACGCCAGCUUGACCGCAUUGCUGACGCUCUCGCUUGCAGGGCGACGACUUUGUCCGGACACAGGUCUUCUGCGGAGCACUCAUUGCCGUAUCAGUCGUUUUGAUGGUCACUGCUCGAGUGGUCAGGACAGGACCCGUACUGCUCGCCACAUCUUGA